CAGUCACACCAAUUUUCUGUGGAGCUCGAUCUUUUGCUUAGAAAAUGUACAGGAAGUGAAAAUUUCUGAACAUCAAACGUGAGCUUCGUUCCACGUGUGUAAAAGAAUAGGAUGACCACCAAAACAACGAAUCAAUAAAACAGUAAAGAUGGAUGUCGCUAUUCCACCACCUAAGCACAAAGAUUCAGAAACUCCUACGGGUUACGACAUUCCACGGGAUACUAUCAGCAAAGAGUUUAUCAAAAGUGCCAGGACAGCCAGACAAUCUGUAGAGUCUAAUGGUUCGUUCGGUGCCAUGAGUGACUACCUCAUCCCUUCAACCUCGUCAAAACUCGUACCCGACACGCCUCCUCGGAUAGUCGUCACGUCCCCAGAUGACGAACCCCUGCCUUCACCUUUUGGCUUGAAAAUGGACAAGGAAAUCCUGUCACGAAUGAAUCACAAUCGACAUGGGACCGACACGCCUCCUCCAACUGACCACAGCUUUCUAUUAGCCGUUGCUAUGGCAUGUGGAGUAGUUUUGAUUGUAAUCUUCUUAAUAUAUCUAUUUUUCAAAGUG
Messenger RNA from Cylicocyclus nassatus, 559 nucleotides. The record is from the annotation of a GenBank genome assembly. Lineage: Eukaryota; Metazoa; Nematoda; Chromadorea; Rhabditida; Strongylidae.